AUGUCCACAGCCGCAACCAAUGUGGACACCAUGUCCUGUCGUCAACUUCAACAGGAGUGCAACAUGCGAAGUCUUAGAGCAUCCGACAAGGCGGAAGUUCUCCGAAAACGACUCCGUCAAUCUAUGCAAGCAACUCGACCUCCUGCCAAGCGCCCCAAGAAAUCCGCUGCUGAUGAUUUGAUUUGUCCCAUCAGUUUGGAGUUGCCCUGGGACCCUGUGACAGCUGAGGAUGGACGUGUCUAUGAGCGUGAAUAUAUUGAGGAGCACAUCAAGAAAAAUCCAGGAAAUCUCACAUCCCCCAUCACCAGAGAAAAAAUGGGAACCCAGCUCUUCCCAGCCAUUCAGCACCACAAUACCAUUGAGACUUUGGUGGAGUUUGGUGUCAUUGAUGGAGAUUUGGCUGCCAAAUGGAAGGAAAAGGUGGAAAUGGAAGAAUUGCUGAAGAAGGCAGCAGCAGGCAAUGGAGAAGCCAUGCACAGUGUAGCUGUGAAUUAUUCCUACGGCGACCAUGGUUUCGUGCAACAUGACAAAUUGGCCUUCCACUGGUACAAGCGAGCUCAUGAGGCUGGGAAUGUCAAAGCCAAAGCCACCGUAGGUCAGCACUAUCUACUUGGGAGUGGUGUGGCCAGGCAACAAUUACUUGGGCUUUUUUACCUUACUGAUGCAGCAUCCCAAGGCUCAAACUUUGCGGCCUAUGAAUUGGGAAUGACAUUUGCCAAUGGAUUAUAUGGCUUGAGCGUGGAUAAAACAGAAGCCAUCCGUUGGCUGGAGAAGUCACUUGGGAACUGUCCCCAUAAGCAUCUGUGUGAGGAUUCCAAGAGUGAAGCCCAGCAGAAAUUGGACGAACUGAAGUCCUCAGUGCCUGCAGGUUCUGCGACCUCGUGA
This is a messenger RNA of Seminavis robusta, 885 nucleotides long. NCBI's taxonomy places the organism in Eukaryota, Bacillariophyta, Bacillariophyceae, Naviculales, Naviculaceae. The record is from the annotation of a GenBank genome assembly.